Myiozetetes cayanensis is the source of this 666-nucleotide messenger RNA. RefSeq names its product translation initiation factor IF-2-like. Lineage: Eukaryota; Metazoa; Chordata; Aves; Passeriformes; Tyrannidae. The coding region runs from base 1 to 666 and encodes 221 amino acids. The record is from RefSeq and is a predicted model, not a curated record. The transcript has 2 exons.
AUGACAGGGUCGGUUGCUACACUCAAGGGCCACGUCUCCAACUUGACAGGGACCCUGUGCCGCAGGGAGCGCCUGCCAUUGUCCUCCCAGGGCCGGCCGCCGCCUCUACCCACGGCCACGAGCGGGGCACCGGGCUGCCGCUCCCUGCCGGCCCCGGGGCACCGUCCGCGCCCCCCGCCCCCGGCGACACCGGAGUAUCCCGACAGCACAGAGCCUAACGGGGACCCUGCUCGCCGCUCCAGGGCUUCUCUGCCCCGAGGCUCCGGCGGCUUCUGCCCAGGAACCGGCCCCGCGGCAGAGGCAGCGCCCGGCCGGGUGCGGGGCGAUCGUGGCCCCGGGGCCGCCUCCCCGCCCGGCGGCCACGUUCUCAGCGAGCGGCCCUGCAGCGCGGCGGCGGCCCUGGCCCUCGCCCGCCCAGCGGGGCAGCUGCCGCCCGCCGCCCGGCCCGGCCCGCCCUCCGCGCCCACGUCGGACCGGCCUCGCCAACCCACCUGCAGGCCGGCCCCGGCUCCGGCCCGGCCCCGGUCCCGGCCGGCUCCCCUCGGCUCCGCUCCCGGCGGCGGCGGAACCCCCGCCCGGCGGGCGCGCUCCCGCCCCACAGCGGCCCCUGCCGCCCUGGAGGAGCCGCGGCGGGAGGAGCGGGGCGGAGAGAGAUGGCCGGGAUGA